Molecule: messenger RNA, 2685 nt
Organism: Argentina anserina (silverweed cinquefoil)
Lineage: Eukaryota; Viridiplantae; Streptophyta; Magnoliopsida; Rosales; Rosaceae
Product: pentatricopeptide repeat-containing protein At5g42310, chloroplastic
Exons: 4
Coding region: 185-2287 (700 amino acids)
Molecular function (GO): protein binding
Source: RefSeq, a predicted model, not a curated record
ACGUGGCAGCAUAUACGCCCUCCGUUUCUUUUUUCCCUUACUAUUUCAUUGUCAUCUUUCCCUCCACAAAAUCCCCGAUACCAAAAAAUCAAGCCGAUAAAAUCUAAAACUACACCGAAAAAUGCGUUGAGCAGAAAUUGAAUUCCUGACCUGAAACGUCGUCGUCGCCGUUGCCGUCGCCGACAUGCUUCUUCUGCCUCUGCCUAGCUCCACUCGCUUCCCUACCGUUCAAUUAGCUUCCUCUCCCAUUCUCAUCCGCCACCACCACAUCUUCCACGCGCCUCACUCUCUCCCCGCCGCGAUUUCCACCUCCGCCGAAUCUCACCUCCCUUCACUCCCCUCCUCCUCACGGCGUCGUUUCGAUAACUACGACACCGACCACGCCGCCGUCUCCCGCUACGACUUCACUCCACUCCUCACCUUCCUCUCCUCCUCCGCCCCCUCAUCCGCCUCAGCUCAUGACGUCACUGACUCGGCCCCGCCGACGUCACUCGACCCGGCCGAGUUCCAGCUCGCCGAGUCCUACCGGGCCGUCCCGGCCCCGCUCUGGCACUCCCUCCUCAAGUCGCUCUGCUCCUCGUCGUCGUCGUCCUCCCUGAAACAAGCCUACGCGCUCGUCUCGUGGCUGCAGAAGCACAACCUCUGCUUCUCGUACGAGCUUCUCUACUCGAUUCUUAUCCACGCGCUCGGACGCUCCGAGAAGCUCUACGAGGCGUUCCUGCUCUCCCAGCGCCAGACGCUGACUCCGUUGACCUACAACGCGCUCAUCGGCGCGUGCGCCCGCAACGGCGACCUGGAGAAGGCGCUCAACUUGAUGUCCAGGAUGCGCCAGGACGGUUACCGGUCGGAUUUCGUGAACUACAGCCUGGUAAUUCAGUCGCUUAAUCGGUCAAAUAAAGUUGACUCUCCAAUUAUGUUGAAGCUUUAUAGGGAGAUUGAGUCUGAGAAUGUAGAAAUUGAUGGACAGUUGUUGAAUGAUUUGAUUGUUGGUUUUGCGAAAGCCGGUGAGCCUAGUCAGGCUAUGCAUUUCCUUGCUAUGGUGCAGGCAAGUGGUUUGAGCCCGAAAACUGCCACGCUGGUGGCGGUUAUUUCGGCAUUGGGGAACUCUGGCAGGGUGGUUGAGGCCGAAGCGAUUUUCGAGGAAAUGAAGGAGGGAGGGCUGCAGCCGAGGACUAGAGCUUACAAUGCACUGCUGAAGGGGUAUGUGAAGGCAGCUUCUUUGGAAGAUGCUGAGUCGAUUGUGUCGCAGAUGGAGAGGAGUGGCAUUUCGCCGGAUGAGCACACAUACAACCUCCUUAUUGAUGCUUAUGCCAAUGCCGGUAGGUGGGAGAGUGCGAGGAUUGUGCUGAAGGAGAUGGAGGCUAGCAAUGUGCAGCCUAAUUCGUAUGUUUUCAGUAGGAUUUUGGCUAGUUAUAGGGAUAGAGGGGAGUGGCAGAAGUCAUUUCAGGUAUUGAGGGAGAUGAGGAGCAGUGGGGUGAUGCCUGAUAGGCAUUUUUACAAUGUGAUGAUUGAUACUUUUGGGAAGUCUAAUUGUCUUGAUCAUGCUAUGGCGACCUUUGAUAGAAUGUUAUCGGAGGGGAUUCAGCCGGAUACUGUUACCUGGAAUACCCUUAUAGAUAUUCAUUGUAAGUCAGGACACCACGCAAGGGCAGAGGAGUUGUUUGAGGAGAUGCAGGAGAGUGGGUGCGCGCCUUGUGCCACCACCUUUAACAUCAUGAUAAACUCCUUAGGGGAGCAGGAGAGAUGGGAUGAGGUGAAGGGCCUAAUGGGUAAGAUGCAGAGUCAGGGAUUACUUCCAAAUAUCGUUACUUAUACCACGUUAGUUGACAUAUAUGGGAAGUCAGGGAGAUUUAAUGAUGCAAUAGAGUGCUUGGAGAUAAUGAAGUCUGCAGGCAUGAAACCAUCGCCAACUAUGUAUAAUGCCCUGAUCAAUGCCUAUGCUCAAAGAGGUUUGUCUGAGCAAGCACUGAAUGCAUUCAGGGUUAUGAGAGCGGACGGCUUCAAACCUAGUCUGUUAGCUCUCAAUUCAUUAGUCAAUGCAUUUGGUGAAGAUAGGAGGGAUGCUGAGGCCUUUUCCGUGUUGCAGUACAUGAAGGAAAAUGAUGUAAAACCAGACGUGGUUACAUAUACCACACUUAUGAAAGCCCUUAUUCGUGUCGAUAAAUUUUAUAAGGUUCCAGAUGUGUAUGAAGAAAUGAUUCACUCUAGGGUAACUCCUGAUAGGAAAGCUAGGGCAAUGUUACGGUCUGCCCUGAAAUACAUGAAACAUACACUGAAUCAUAGAUGAUACGAUUGACUCAUACAGUCAAAUUUACUUGAGUUCCACCUCUUAUGUUUGAUCGAGUCAGGAUUAUUACUAUAAAAGGUUAGGUCGCAACCCAAACAUGAUAUUCCUUUCUGAUGUACAAUGGCAUGAACUUAAAACUUGUGAAUCAAUUAUUUCUGAUGUACAAUGGCAUCUCCAAGAUGAAUUUUCCUUUGGUCAAAUGAUUUUGCAGGAACGAUGAUGGUUUACAGCGAACAUCAUGCAAAAGGAAUUGAAGUUCAAGGCCAAUCUUGCUCCACAGUUUGGAAACAAAGACACUGACCGAUGAAUACAAGAACAAUUGAAGAAACAAUCGAUCCCCUCGCUAAUUUCUGCUGUAAUUCUUUUUCCAUAAGCACCGGGGGAAAUACGAUUUGUUG